Messenger RNA from Conger conger (European conger), 6648 nucleotides. Its product is annotated as mucin-2-like. Bases 72 to 4649 code for a protein of 1525 amino acids. The transcript is spliced from 14 exons. The record is from RefSeq and is a predicted model, not a curated record. NCBI's taxonomy places the organism in Eukaryota, Metazoa, Chordata, Actinopteri, Anguilliformes, Congridae.
AAACAGUAUUGAACAAAACAGACCUGAACAUCAUCCUAAAGUUGUCUGGUCACGCAUUAGUGGACAUCAAUAUGCAGUGGAAGACAAUAUUAUUAGGACUAUUUGCCAUUGCUUUAGCUUCAUGUAGCUUGGAACCUGCACAGACUUCAUUUCCUGCAAUGGAAACUCCACCAGAAGCACAAAAUAGCACUUUUUCUCUCAGGUUAGAGUUCUCUUCUUGUGAAAACGUCACUGGUGAUCUGUCUAACUCCAGCUCUCAGGCCUUCCAGGGCAGAGUCAAUCUGACAAAGAUACAGCUCACACCUGUGUUCGAAAAUGCAUUUCCUUCCUUUCUUCAGCUAACAAGGAUACAUUUUAGUGUGAAUAUGGACUCAGGAAAUGCAUCAGAAGAUGGAUCAGGAGAUGAAUUUGGAAGCGGAUCAGGGAAUGAUUCAGGAGAUGGAUCAGGAAUUGAAUCAGGAGAUGGAUCAGGAAUUGAAUCAGGAGAUGGAUCAGGAAUUGAAUCAGGAGAUGGCUCUGGUAGUGGUUCAGAAGAAGGAUCAGGAGAAGCGUCAGGGGGUGGAUCGGCAGAUGGAUCAGGAGAUGGCUCCGGAAUUGAAUCAGGGGAUGGCUCUGGAAUUGAAUCAGGGGAUGGCUCCGGAAUUGAAUCAGGGGAUGGCUCUGGAAUUGGAUCUGGAGAUGGCUCUGGAAUUGAAUCAGGGGAUGGCUCUGGAAUUGGAUCAGGAGACGGAUCAGGAAUUGGAUCAGAAAGUGGAUCAGGAGAUGGUGAGGAAGAGCAGCUCUUCUCAUCACAGACAAAUGUGACCAACGUUUUGAAAAGGUUCAUCACCACCAUAGCAGACCUGGUUUUCAGCUUCAGUGUGCCCAGCACCAUCCAGGUGGAGGAAACCCUAAAGAAUGAGAUAAACAAUGGGACUGUGACCAUCCCCAUCGUUCUCAGCUCAAUUUCUGUCACCACUCUAGCAUCAAUAAAUGCAACAACAACAACUGUAGCAUCUACAAGUGAAAUGGAAGCUCCAGUACCUACAAGUGCCACAACAAAUCCAGCAUCUACAAUUCCAGCAACAACAACAACAACAACAACUGUGGCAUUUACAAGUGAAAUGGAAGCUCCAGUAUCGACAAGUGCCUCAACAAAUCCAGCAUCUACAAUUCCAACAACAACAACAACUCUAGCAUCUACAAGUGAAAUGGAAGCUCCAGUAUCUACAAGCGCCACAACAAAUCCAGCAUCUAUAGUUCCGACAACAACAACUCUAGCAUCUACAAGUGAAAUGGAAGCUCCAGUAUCUACAAGUGCCACAACAAAUCCAGCAUCUACAAUUCCAACAACAACUGUAGCAUCUACAAGUGAAAUGGAAGCUCCAGUAUCUAUAAGUGCAACAACAAAUCCAGCAUCUACAAUUUCAACAGCAACAACAACAACAACUGUAGCAUCUACAAGUGAAAUGGAAGCUCCAGUAUCUACAAGUGCAUCAACAAAUCCAGCAUCUACAAUUCCAACAACAACAACAACUCUAGCAUCUACAAGUGAAAUAGAAGCUCCAGUAUCUACAAGCGCCACAGCAAAUGCAGCAUCUACACUUCCAACAACAACUGUAGCAUCUACAAGUGAAAUGCAAGCUCCGGUAUCUACAAGUACCACAACAAAUCCAGCAUCUACAAUUCCAACAACAACUGUAGCAUCUACAAGUGAAAUGGAAGCUCCAGUAUCUAUAAGUGCCACAAGACGUCCAGCAUCUACAAUUCCAACAACAACUUUAGCAUCUACAAGUGAAAUGGAAGUUGCAGUAUCUACAAGUGCCACAGCAAAUGCAGCAUCUACACUUCCAACAACAACUGUAGCAUCUACAAGUGAAAUGCAAGCUCCGGUAUCUACAAGUACCACAACAAAUCCAGCAUCUACAAUUCCAACAACAACAACAACAACAACAACAACAACAACAACUGUAGCAUCUACAAGUGAAAUGGAAGCUCCAGUAUCUAUAAGUGCCACAAGAAGUCCAGCAUCUACAAUUCCAACAACAACUUUAGCAUCUACAAGUGAAAUGGAAGUUGCAGUAUCUACAAGUGCCACAGCAAAUGCAGCAUCUACACUUCCAACAACAACUGUAGCAUCUACAAGUGAAAUGCAAGCUCCGGUGUCUACAAGUGCCACAACAAAUCUAGCAUCUACAAGUGAAAUAGAAGCUCCAGUAUCUACAAGCGCCACAGCAAAUGCAGCAUCUACACUUCCAACAACAACUGUAGCAUCUACAAGUGAAAUGCAAGCUCCGGUAUCUACAAGUACCACAACAAAUCCAGCAUCUACAAUUCCAACAACAACUGUAGCAUCUACAAGUGAAAUGGAAGCUCCAGUAUCUAUAAGUGCCACAAGACGUCCAGCAUCUACAAUUCCAACAACAACUUUAGCAUCUACAAGUGAAAUGGAAGUUGCAGUAUCUACAAGUGCCACAGCAAAUGCAGCAUCUACACUUCCAACAACAACAACAACUCUAGCAUCUACAAUUCCAUCAACAACUGUAGCAUCUACAAGUGAAAUGCAAGCUCCGGUAUCUACAAGUACCACAACAAAUCCAGCAUCUACAAUUCCAACAACAACUGUAGCAUCUACAAGUGAAAUGGAAGCUCCAGUAUCUAUAAGUGCCACAAGACGUCCAGCAUCUACAAUUCCAACAACAACUUUAGCAUCUACAAGUGAAAUGGAAGUUGCAGUAUCUACAAGUGCCACAGCAAAUGCAGCAUCUACACUUCCAACAACAACUGUAGCAUCUACAAGUGAAAUGCAAACUCCGGUGUCUACAAGUGCCACAACAAAUCCAGCAUCUACAAUUCCAACAACAACUGUAGCAUCUACAAGUGAAAUGGAAGUUGUAGUAUCUACAAGUGCCACAGCAAAUGCAGCAUCUACACUUCCAACAACAACUGUAGCAUCUACAAGUGAAAUGCAAGCUCCGGUAUCUACAAGUACCACAACAAAUCCAGCAUCUACAAUUCCAACAACAACAACAACAACAACAACUGUAGCAUCUACAAGUGAAAUGGAAGCUCCAGUAUCUAUAAGUGCCACAAGAAGUCCAGCAUCUACAAUUCCAACAACAACUUUAGCAUCUACAAGUGAAAUGGAAGUUGCAGUAUCUACAAGUGCCACAGCAAAUGCAGCAUCUACACUUCCAACAACAACUGUAGCAUCUACAAGUGAAAUGCAAGCUCCGGUGUCUACAAGUGCCACAACAAAUCUAGCAUCUACAAUUCCACCAACAACAACAACAACUGUAGAAUCUACAAGUGAAAUGGAAGAUGCAGUAUCUACAAGUGCUACAACAAAUCCAGCAUCUACAAUUCCAUCAACAACAACAACUCUAGCAUCUACAAUUCCAUCAACAACAACAACUCUAGCUUCUACAAGUGAAAUGGAAGCUCCAGUAUCUAUAAGUGCCACAAGAAGUACAGCAUCUAUAAUUCCAACAACAACUGUAGCAUCUACAAGUGAAAUGGAAGCUGCAGUAUCUACAAGUUCCACAACAAAUCCAGCAUCUACAAUUCCAACAACAACAACAACUGUAGCAUCUACAAGUGAAAUGGAAGUUGCAGUAUCGACAAGUGCCACAACAAAUCCAGCAUCUACAAUUCCAACAACAACAACAACAACAACAACUGUAGCACCAACAGAUGCACCAGGGACUACUGUAACUCAGCUAUUGGUGUUCUCAUCUGAUGAAAUAUUUGUUGUUGCACUGUUUGACCGCCGGUCCCUGGCUUUCAGGAACAGGGCGCAAAGGACAAGAGACGAGAUUGAACCUAUAUGCAGAAGAGCAUUCCUUUUUUUCAUUAGGCUGAUUGUGAUCAGGUUUAGACCUGGGUCCAUUGUCACUGAUGUAAUGCUGGUCUACAACAGUUCUGGUGUUGUCCCCAACACCACUGAGGUUCAAACAACAUUGCAGCGGGGAGUGGAAAAUGGGAAUGUGACCAUCCCCAUCAAUGUCAGCUCAAUCUCUGUCACCCCAGUCCAAAAUACAGAUCCAACUGUAGCAUCUACAAGGGAAAUGGAAGCUACAAGUGUCACAACAAAUCCAGCAUCUACAAUUCCAACAACAACAACGGCAGCAUCUACAAAUGUAAUGACAGCUUCAGCCUUUGUAAAUACAACAAGCACUCUAGCACCUGUAAGUACAGUCACUGUCCCAGGACUUACAACAGCAGCAGCAACAACAACAGCCGAAAGCACGGUGAUUCUGCUGUUGGAGUUCUCUUCUGAUGAAGAAUUCACACCUGGACUCUCUGAACCCACCUCACAGGCCUUCAGGAACAGAGACAGUCUGACAAAAACACAGCUUGAACCUGUGUUCAGGAGGGCCUUCACUACCUUUAUUCAGUUCAUAGUAUUUAGGUUCAGGAAUGGGUCGAUUGUUACCGAAGGAGGAGUGAUCUUCAGAAAUUUGGGCUCUGUGCCUAACACUGAUCAACUGGUCAGAGUCCUGAUUCAGGCUGUGGAAAAUGGGGAUGUGACCAUACCUAUCAAUAUCACAUCAAUCUCUGCCAACAGCCCCUCAUCCAGUGGUGUGUCACCUGUUCCUCCUCCUGUGUUCAGCUGCUUCCUGCUGGCCUGGUGUUCUCUGCUGCUGGCUAAAAUGCUGAGUGUAUCAUGAAAUACACAUGCAUACACACAAAUGCAUGCUCUCUCUCUCUCUCUCUCUCUCUCUCUCUCUCUCUCACACACACACACACACACACAACAGAUUUUAUUUGGCAGCAUUUGAUUUAAGUAACUAUUAACUAUUUGUAUCUAUUUAUCUAAUUUACAUAACAUAAUCUUAAGCACAAACUCUAUCUCCUUCUAAUAAAAAUGGGUUUUUGACAUGAAUACAUACAGUCCCCUCCAAAAGUAUCGGAACAGCAAGGCCAAUUCCUUUGUUUUUGCAAUGCACUGAAUACAUUUGGGGUUGAGAUAAAAAUAUGAACACAAUAGUCCAGAAUUUCAGCUUUUAUUUUGUGGUAUUUACACAUAGAGGUGUUAAACUACUUAGAACACAGCACCUUUGGUAUCAGACCACCCAAUUUUUAGGUGAGCAAAAGUAUCGGAACAGAGAGUAUUUAAGUAAAUGAAAGUAAAUGGCACUUAAUAUUUGGUUGCAUAUCCCUUACUUGCAAUAACUGCAUCAAGCAUGCAACCCAUUGACAUCAUCAAACUGUUACAUUCUUCUUUUGUGAUGCUUUUAUAGGCUUUUACUGCAGCCUCUUUUAGUUGUUGUUUGCAUGCUCAAUUAAAUACAUUUUUAAUAAAAGUUGAAAUUCUGAACCCUUGUCUCUUUUUUAUCUUAACCCCAAAUGUAUUUAGUGUAUUACAAAAACUUGAAUUGACCUUGCUGUUCCAAUACUUUUGGAGGGGACUGUAUGUAUGAGAAUGAGGUUAAAAUAUUAAGUUGGAAUGGGCAGGGAUGUUGCAUGGGGCAAUACGCUCAAAGGCACCUUAUCAGUCAUUCACAGAAUGGUGAUGCAACAUGCCCCUAGUCUAAAACUACCUUGACAAACAGGUUGAAAAUUCUUCAGCUGAGCUUCAACUUUCAACUUAUUUCAACUUCAAUUAAUGAUGCCCUCACUUGCACAAAGUCCCUAACAGAACACACUACCUUUAUUUAAACAGGUACAGAAUUGGCACCCUUAAUAAAAUUGGGAGAAAAAAUAAAUAUAAUAAACAAAAUGUUUUAUAUUUUAUGUUCAAACGUAUGAGAACAAUAUAUACUUUUAACACACACUCAUACAUUUACUCUCAUGUUUCAAUGUUUUUUCUUUGGUAAUCAAAUUAUUGGCACCCUUAACAAUUAUUGUAAAUAAAAUCAAACAAAUAAUAUUUUUCCCAUACACACAAUCGACAUGGCAGCAAAAUGGAAUUGAUACAAGGACAUACCUACCUACUGUCAAAUAUGGAGGUGGGUCAUUGAUGUUUUGCUGCCAGCAGUCCAGGAUCACUAUUUAAGAUCAAUGGUACAAUUAAUUCAACAAAGCACCAGGAAAUCUACGCAGAAAUUUGGUUCUACCUGAUCAUAGGUUGAACAGGACAAUAACUCCAAACACACAAGAUCCACACAGAAAUGUUUAAGAAGGGGGGUAUCCCUAGGGUAUUAAUGACUCUGAAAUUAACAUCCCUCCAAAUCUCUAACCUUAUCACAAAUUAUAGGAAAAUACAAAACCAGGGGUGCCAAUAAUUGAGGAACCUGUUUUUGGGGGAAAAAAUAUUAUUUGAAAAAUGUAAGACUUUGGUUAAUUCCAUUGAAUCAUUAAUAAAGCACACUGCUUUACACAUGUUGGAAGAUAAAGUUUAUGUCAAUGACUAUUAUUUUUUUAGUUUACAGUUUUUUGUGCAUAUUUAUCAAGGGUGCCAAUAAUUCUGGAGCCCAAUGUAGAUAAACUGAGAAGUCAGUUCUCAUUUGCAGUGAUGACCUAGGUAAUCAAUAUGGGCAGAGAAUGCAAGGUGUGUAUCCAUACACUUGGGUAGAAGGUAAUUUAAAAAAAAUGAAUGAGCACAUGAGUCUUAUUUCUGUCAUAUUUGACGUUCCUUUUUCUGUACACUUAGAUAAAUUAUUCUAUAUAUGGUAUUUGUUUACGGUAUUUGUUUUCCAAGGUGAAAUAAAGAGAAAUAUUACAUUA